Molecule: messenger RNA, 950 nt
Organism: Acaromyces ingoldii
Lineage: Eukaryota; Fungi; Basidiomycota; Exobasidiomycetes; Exobasidiales; Cryptobasidiaceae
Product: N-terminal nucleophile aminohydrolase
Exons: 6
Coding region: 43-834 (263 amino acids)
Biological process (GO): ubiquitin-dependent protein catabolic process
Cellular component (GO): nucleus; proteasome core complex; proteasome core complex, alpha-subunit complex
Source: RefSeq, a predicted model, not a curated record
UGGCUUCGUCUCGCUUGGCAACACCUCGAAAGUAGCUGCAAGAUGUCAAGGUCUUAUGACAGAGCCCUCACGGUCUUCUCGCCCGACGGGCACCUCUUCCAGGUCGAGUACGCGCUUGAGGCGGUGAACAAGGGAACCUGCGCCGUGGGCGUGCGGGGAAAGGACACAGUCGUGCUCGGCGUUGAGAAGAAGAGCGUGCUUCAGCUUCAAGACCCCCGAACGAUUCGCAAGACGGCCAUGCUCGACGACCACAUCUGUCUCGCCUUCGCUGGUCUCACAGCGGACGCACGUAUUCUCAUCGACAAGGCUCGUGUCGAGUGCCAGUCGCAUCGUCUCACCGUAGAGGACCCGGUCACUGUCGACUAUAUUACCAGACACGUCGCAGGGAUCCAACAGCGCUACACGCAAUCAGGUGGUGUCAGGCCGUUUGGCAUUUCGACUCUCAUCAUCGGUUUCGACCAGAGCGAGAACAUCCCCCGGCUUUAUCAGACGGAGCCCAGCGGGAUGUAUAACGCAUGGAAGGCCUGCGCGAUUGGACGUUCGAGCAAGACGGUGCGAGAAUUCUUGGAAAAGAACCACGAAGAAGACAUGACGAAGGAGCAGACGAUUAAGCUGGCUAUCAAGAGUCUCCUGGAAGUGGUGCAGACUGGAGCAAAGAAUAUCGAGAUUGCGCUCAUGGAAGGACACGGGAAGGUCCGGAAUCUGGAGCUGUCUGAGGUGGAAGAGGUUGUCAAGGAGAUUGAAACGGAAAAGGAAGCAGAAGCCGAAAGGAGGCGGACGAGACUUGCGGCCACGGCAGGUGCACAGGCUUCCAUGACCGGCGGUGGCUCUUGAGAUGUGUCCUCCCCAGUGAAGGGAAAUCCAAUGAUGGCAAUUUACUGGCUAAAAGUACAUGUUGUUGGUGGCUCGUCCGUUAUGGUGAUGCCUCGUCUUUUGAGAAUGCAUCAGCG